AUGGCUAGUUUAGUGGAAAGCAUGCCCAGAAGGGUUGCAGCUGUGAUCGCAGCCAAAGGAGAUGCGUCUGAUAUCAAAACAAAGUCAACUAGUUCUGCAGAUGAUAUUCCUGAAUAUCCAGAGCUUCAAGCAAUCAUUGGAUCCACGGUGUAUUUGCCAUGUAAUCUCAGCACCCCAUCCCACGACGAUUCCAUUUCUUUGGUUCUGUGGUAUAAACGCGAAAAUCCAAAUCCAAUUUACACCCUGGAUGCUCGCAGUUCCUUCACAGCUGAUUCAGCCAAACACUUCUCGAGCAAGUACUUGGGAUCAAGAGCUUACUUUAAUGUCACAAUUAGAAAUCUGGGUCACUUGAGACUGAAUCCGGUGACGGAAGAGGAUGCGGGAGAAUACAGAUGUAGAGUGGAUUUUAAAAGAGGUCGCACUAUGAGUAGAUGGAUUACGUUAACUAUCGUUG
This is a messenger RNA of Parasteatoda tepidariorum (common house spider), 454 nucleotides long. Lineage: Eukaryota; Metazoa; Arthropoda; Arachnida; Araneae; Theridiidae. The record is from RefSeq and is a predicted model, not a curated record.